AUGGGCGAAGACGUUGGAGCCGCGACCGGAGAUCCUGGCGUCGGCGACAGCGGCGGACUCGGGGCGGAUGAUGCCAGUGUGACGAGGGACUGUGGGGACUACAAGGAACGGAGGCGACAUUCCCGUGCAGCAGCAGCCGAGGCCAAAGUCAUGAACGACGACAAUUAUGACGACCAUUACGACGGCUCAGAUGCCUGCUCGGAUUUCAGCUCCGUCUCCGUCGACGAGCUGCCGCCUAUCCGCGCCUACGGUCACACCUAUCACGGCUCAGGUCUCCUGCUUAUGCCCAACGACGAAUCGGAGCGUGCCCGCCUAGAGAUCCAGCACCAGCUGUUCAAGCUAUGCCUCGAGGGCGCUUUGACUGCGACGAAGCUGCCGACGGACAGAGCCCUCAACGUCCUCGACAUCGGCUCCGGCACCGGUAACUGGGCCGUGGAAAUGGGCGAGCAGUACCCCCUGGCCAACAUCAUGGGUGUCGACAUCUCCGCCGCGCUGCUGCCCACGACGGUCCCGCCCAAUGUCGUCUUCGAGGUUGAAGACGCCAACGAGGACUGGGCGCGCGAGAAGAACAGCCUCGAUUUCGUCCACAUGCGGAACCUCGUCGGCGGCGGCAUACCGGACUGGCGGGCGCUCUUCCAGCAAGCGUACGAGCACCUCAAGCCCGGCGGUCAGAUCGAGUUCUCCGAGGUGCGGACGAGGUACUUUGACCUCGUCGAUAGCAGCGGCGACGAGCCCACCGCGCCGACCGAGGAAGAAAAAGAUCACGGCUCCAUGACGGCAUGUCGCGAGUUCGAGAUCGGGUUUGCACAAAUGGCGGCCAUCGCGGGUGUCGACUUUGAUCCCAUACCCAAAAUCCCCGCCAUUCUGUCCAGUGUUGGGUUCGAGAGGGUGGGACGCUGGUCGGAUCUGGUGCCUAUACAGGCCGUGGGCCACGACGAGAAGAUGGUCAGGAAGGGGGCCCAGUUUGCCCAGAUGCUUGAAUAUGGUUUGGAGAACUACUCGCUGGCCGUGUUCGUCAAGGGGGGUUGGGAUGAGAAGGAGACUCGGAAUCUCCUACAGAGAGUCCACAAAGAGUCGCGAGAUACGGCAAAUGAGGCAUACGGCAAAGUAUCUUUUGUAACGGCCAGGAAACCAAUGCAAUGA
Colletotrichum higginsianum IMI 349063 is the source of this 1143-nucleotide messenger RNA. RefSeq names its product Methyltransferase. The record is from RefSeq and is a predicted model, not a curated record. Gene Ontology annotation, molecular function: methyltransferase activity. NCBI's taxonomy places the organism in Eukaryota, Fungi, Ascomycota, Sordariomycetes, Glomerellales, Glomerellaceae. The coding region runs from base 1 to 1143 and encodes 380 amino acids. The transcript has 3 exons.